Molecule: messenger RNA, 1313 nt
Organism: Rubroshorea leprosula
Lineage: Eukaryota; Viridiplantae; Streptophyta; Magnoliopsida; Malvales; Dipterocarpaceae
Source: the annotation of a GenBank genome assembly
CUUCGUAAGCUUUCAAUACUUAAAAUUCACUAGGGGUUUUGUAAAGGGUUAAGCCAUGAGGAGGCAUCAAGGAAGAAAGAAAAUCAAGAAGUUCAAUGGAGAGAAAAGGAGAAUGGGGAAUAGAAAAGGCUUCAAGAGGCCCAUAAAUGAAGUUGGGGGAAGGGUUCGAGUCCUAAGAAGGCUUGUCCCAAAUGGGGCAGCCUUUGGGUCUAGAUGGGCUUCUCAGAGACACGGCAACUUAUAUCAUGCUGAAGCAUCGAGUGAGGAUCUCGGUUGCCUUGUUCGCGUUGCUUUUUCAAGGUUUCCUCCCAUGGCGUCGUCUUCUUCAUCAUCACCGGCUACAUCAUCGUCGUCAAUAGUAACGACGGAGAGGAGAGGAAUUCCGGCAGCUCAAUUCGUAGAAGAUGUCGAGACCUAUCUUUCUCAAUCUGGAUUCGACGUCAACUCUGCCCUCGCUUUCCUCCAAGAAAGACUUCAGCAGUAUAAGCUGGUCGAGAUGAAACUUCUUGCUCAGCAACGCGAUCUUCAGGCAAAGAUCCCUGACAUUGAGAAGUGCUUGGAUGUAGUUGCUACAUUACAAGCUAAGAAGCGUACUGGUGAGGCACUUAUUGCUGAUUAUGAAGUCUCUGAAGGCAUCUAUUCACGUGCUCGCAUUGAGGAUACAGAGUCAGUGUGUUUAUGGCUUGGAGCAAAUGUCAUGUUGGAAUAUUCAUGUGAAGAGGCCACUGCACUUCUAGAAAAGAAUUUGGAGAAUGCUAAAUCAAGUUUAGAAGUUCUUAUUGCUGACCUACAGUUUUUGAGGGAUCAAGUGACAAUAACCCAGGUAACUAUCGCUCGAGUGUAUAAUUGGGAUGUUCAUCAGCGCAGAAUUCGACAAGCUGCUGCUGCGUCCAAGGAUUCAUGAGUUAACAAUGCCAUCCUCUAAUUCAGAGAUUGGGAGAAUUUUUUGUUGCCAAGUUGAGAGUAUGGUCCUCUCCUUUCCUCUCAUUUCUUCAUAUUUGGUGUGUGGGUUGUCUCUGUAUUCUCUAGUGAUGUAAUUUUAUUUAACUUGGUCUAAGGUCUCGCUAUAGCUACGACACCAUCAAGUUCCAAAUUUGUGUUCAUUGGAUCGGAUAGAAGAAAACAUUAAAUUACUAGGUGCAGGUUUUGAUUUACGCUAUAACUUUGGAAAACAAAUGGAGUAUCCCUUUUUGCUGCAAUUUUUAUGCUAUUAUUCCGGGUUUUGUUUUGUUUUUUUUUUUUAAAAUUCUCACGCACUCUGUAACUUGUGUUAUGAUCUAGUUGGCAAAUUUUAAUUAAUAUUCUCAUUUUGG